UGCUGGCUCACUCACUCACUCCCACUCAUUGCUGCUCCUUUGCUUUUGCUCACGUGCCGGCCGGCUGAGCAAAAAGUGCCACCCAUGAGCCAGCUGACUACUUUUAAACCUGCUUCGACUUGAUUGUUGCGAUUUAUUCCUCUCUAAUUUCUUUUAACAGGCCCCUAGGGUUGCAUGAAGUAGACGUUCAGGUUGGGUUUCUUUAUCCCCCCCCCCACCUACUUUUAUUCACUCCAUCUGUGUGUGUGCGAGUGUGUGUGAGAGAAGAGAAGAGAAGAGGAGAAGCAGGAUGAUCGCAGCGCAGCUACUAGCCUACUACUUUACUGAACUCAAGGAUGACUACGUCAAAAAGAUUGACAAGUACUUGUACUCCAUGCGCUUCUCUGAUGAGACGCUGCUGGACAUCAUGCAGCGCUUCCGCAUGGAGAUGGUCAAGGGGUUGAACCGCGACACCUACACCACGUCCUCGCUGAAGAUGCUGCCGACAUUUGUACGCUCCAUCCCCGACGGCUCGGAAAAAGGAGAUUUUAUCGCGUUGGAUUUGGGAGGAAGUGCCUUCAGGAUCCUUCGCGUUAAAGUCAGUCACGAGAAGAAGCAGACCGUUCAGAUGGAGAGCCAGAUCUAUGACACACCGGAGGACAUCAUGCAUGGGAGCGGAGCGAGACUGUUCGACCACGUGGCAGAGUGUCUGGAUGACUUCAUGGAAAAACAUAACAUUAAAGACAAGAGGCUGCCAGUUGGCUUUACGUUUUCCUUCCCUUGCCAGCAAACCAAACUUGACGAGAGCACUCUGUUAACUUGGACCAAGCGCUUCAAGGCGAGCGGAGUGGAGGGCAUGGAUGUCGUAAAGAUGCUCAACAAAGCCAUCAAACAACGAGGAGACUAUGAAGCUGACAUCAUGGCUGUGGUGAACGAUACCGUGGGAACGAUGAUGACGUGCGGCUUCGACGAUCAACGAUGUGAAAUCGGCGUUAUCAUCGGAACCGGCACCAACGCGUGCUACAUGGAGGAGCUACGUCACAUCGACCUGGUGGAAGGCGACGAAGGCAGGAUGUGUGUGAACACCGAGUGGGGGGCCUUUGGAGACGACGGCUGGUUGGAGGACGUCCGGACCGAGUUUGACCGAGAGAUUGACCGAGGCUCUCUGAAUCCCGGCAAGCAGCUGUUUGAGAAGAUGGUUAGUGGACUGUACAUGGGCGAGCUGGUUCGUCUCAUUCUGGUCAAGAUGGCCAGGGAGGGUUUGCUGUUUGAGGGAAGAAUCACCGCUGAGCUUCUUACUAAAGGCAAAAUUGAGACCAAGCACGUGUCAGCCAUUGAGAAGAGUAGAGAGGGAUUAAUCAAGGCCAAAGAGAUUUUAAUCAGACUCGGUGUGGAGCCCUCGGAUGACGACUGCAUUGCCGUUCAACAUGUUUGCACCAUUGUGUCUGUCCGCUCUGCCAACCUGAUAGCAGCACUACUAGCGGGCAUCCUCAAGAGGCUCAAGGAGAACAAAGGCGUGGCCCGAUUGCGCACCACUGUUGGCAUUGACGGCUCGCUCUACAAGAUGCACCCACAGUACGCACGUCGUCUUCAUAAGGCGGUCCGUCGCUUGGUCCCCGACUCUGACGUGCGCUUCCUCCUGUCGGAGAGCGGUAGCGGAAAAGGUGCCGCCAUGGUGACGGCUGUGGCCUACAGACUUGCCGAGCAGUCGAGGCAAAUCGCACAAACUCUGUCAGAGUUCUCCCUGACGACCGAUCAACUGCUGGAGGUCAAGCAGCGAAUGAGGACUGAGAUCCAAAAUGGCCUUUCGAAGGCCACCCAGGAGUCCGCCACAGUGAAAAUGUUGCCAACGUUUGUGUGCAGCACACCCGAUGGCACAGAAAAUGGCGAUUUCCUGGCUUUGGAUUUGGGAGGAACCAACUUUAGAGUACUGAUGGUCAAAAUUCGUUCUGGGAAGAAGAGAUCGGUGGAGAUGCACAACAAGAUUUACGCCAUUCCUCAAGAAGUCAUGCAGGGAACAGGGGAGGAGCUGUUUGAUCACAUUGUGCAUUGUAUAAGUGACUUCCUGGACUACAUGGGGAUGAAGAAUGCCCGUCUUCCUCUUGGCUUCACCUUCUCAUUCCCCUGCCUUCAGACCCGCCUGGAUGCUGGCAUCCUGGUGACGUGGACUAAAGGCUUUAAGGCUACAGACUGUGAAGGAGAAGACGUCGUGGAGCUUUUGAGAGAGGCCAUUAAAAGGAGAGAGGAAUUUGACCUGGAUGUGGUGGCUAUAGUCAACGACACAGUGGGCACCAUGAUGACCUGCGCGUACGAGGAGCCCACCUGUGAGAUUGGGCUCAUCGCUGGCACCGGCAGCAAUGCGUGUUACAUGGAGGAAAUGAGAAACAUUGAGAUGGUAGAUUCCAACCAAGGGCGAAUGUGCGUCAACAUGGAGUGGGGAGCAUUUGGUGACAACGGAUGCCUAGACGACAUCAGGACCGAGUAUGAUCGUGCCGUCGAUGACUUCUCUCUCAAUCCUGGAAAACAGAGAUACGAGAAAAUGUGUAGCGGUAUGUACCUCGGCGAAAUAGUGCGGAACAUCUUAAUAGAUUUGACCAAGAGGGGCUUCCUCUUCAGAGGUCAAAUUUCGGAAACACUGAAGACCAGAGGCAUCUUUGAAACAAAAUUCCUCUCUCAGAUUGAGAGUGACAGAUUGGCGUUACUUCAAGUGAGGGCCAUCUUGCAACAGUUGGGACUGGACAGCACUUGUGAUGACAGUAUCAUUGUUAAAAAGGUUUGUGGAGCAGUGUCACAUCGAGCCGCUCAGCUCUGCGGGGCGGGAAUGGCAGCAGUCGUUGAUAAGAUCCGAGAAAACCGUGGCUUGGACUUUUUGAACAUCACUGUAGGGGUGGAUGGCACACUCUAUAAACUGCAUCCUCACUUCUCUCGGAUCAUGCACAAAACCGUUAAGGAACUAGCCCCCCAUUGCCACGUCAACUUCCUGCUGUCGGAGGACGGCAGCGGCAAAGGGGCAGCGCUCAUCACCGCCGUGGGCGUCCGGUUGAGACAAGAGAUCCACAACCAGUAACUGUCACAGUCCAGUGGCUUCUCCGGACUUCCAACUGGCACCUCAAUGUUCUGCCCACACUACAGGAGCUAUUUAAGUGUGUCCACGCAAGUAGCAUAAUCACUAUCGUAGCUGUAAAACAUGUCGAAAGUUCCAAAAGAUUCAAUUGUGACAACACAACCCUGCAACUUUGCUCUGUUGUGUGUAAUGUUGCCACCCUUAGGUUUUAUCCAGUAAUUGCAAGGUGUCAACCAUAAUUCAAUGUCUCGCUGCGAGUUGCAGGCUGGAUUUUAUCUUACAUCAUAAUUAGUUAGCUGCAGGGUCGUUAAAUUAUAUUUUCUACCAAAGUCAGGAGAAUGUGUCAGCACAAAAUGCACAAAUACGUGUGAAAGUUGCUAUUAAGGUUUUAAACUCUUAUUCCAGUAUACAAUACAUUUGACAUGUCGUGUUAUUUAUUUUAUUUUUAUAUCCGGAGAUGAUUAAACGCCCCGAUAAUGAUUCACACACACACAUAGUAUAAAAGCUGUUAUUUGUAAUCAGCCUAAUCCUAUAAACAUGAAAACGGAACAUCCAAUCUCUGCUCGAGUGACCCAUGCUUACUGAAUAUGCUUGUUCGCCUUUUAUUUUAUGUUCUAUUUUCUUGUAAUCUCCUGUAAAUUCUGUCCAAACAACACUUGCCCAAAUCACGGCACACUGCUGUCUACACGUUAUGAGUCUUAUCAGUUCAUUAUCAACUGCAAUGAAAGCGUGCUUUCCUAGGUGCCAGCUGGAGCACCAAAUAUGUAGAAGAAUAUUACACUUGCUGAAACUUUAAGACAAUAUGAAACCUUAUUAAAUGUUCUCACCGCUUGUACAAAGGUAAAUGCUUUAAAUCUCAGGUAGGAAGGUAUUUAAAUGCUCAGCUAGGUUGUAUCUAUUUAUUUUUCGCUUCACCAAAAGUGAAUACUUACACAGGAAUUCCAAAUCCUCUUUUAGGUUCACUCCUGGUGUCCCUCAGGGCUCUGUUCUAGGCCUUUUGGAAUGUAAAAAAUGAUUACAAUGUUAGCAAAUCCACCUGAACUUUCAGAAUUUUUUUUUGUAAGUAGUGGUAAUAUUACAACUACAGUUGACCCCUGCAUAGAUUCACAAAUCUGGUUGCCAGCUCUAUUGUGCUUUUGAACCUUUUUGCAUUCCAGAUGUGGUUUUGGGAAAACGUUGUAACAUUGACACAAAAAUACAAGAUUGCGGUCGCUGAACUAUACCGUACACCCUUUUUGGAAUAGACAAAGUGAAGCUGCUGCAGUGUUGUACACAAAACUAAUUUAUGCCGGCAAGAGCAUCUCAAACCAAUACUGAUGAGAAGUUUCUUCCUCAAUAAUGACUCUGCAUUAUUCUCAGUAUUCAUCACAAACACUUGAAUGGCUUUGCUUUAUCUGUCCAACACUGUCAAUUAUUCAAUAAAGUCAAACUAAUGUCAAA
Molecule: messenger RNA, 4483 nt
Organism: Syngnathus typhle (broad-nosed pipefish)
Lineage: Eukaryota; Metazoa; Chordata; Actinopteri; Syngnathiformes; Syngnathidae
Product: hexokinase-1-like
Exons: 21
Coding region: 290-3046 (918 amino acids)
Biological process (GO): glucose 6-phosphate metabolic process; glycolytic process; intracellular glucose homeostasis
Cellular component (GO): mitochondrion; cytosol
Molecular function (GO): glucokinase activity; mannokinase activity; D-glucose binding
Source: RefSeq, a predicted model, not a curated record